AUGUCACCUAUUAUUGUGUUACUGUUAGUGGGAGUACCUGUGGUACUCUCACAAUCUUUUAACCAGACACAUCUCGGAUUUCCCGAAGCUUGGGAUGGAGAUAAGUAUCGAGAAUUGUAUUGUCCCAGCAAGAACAUCCCAAAAUGGCUUGAUGGUUAUUUCUUGUGUCAACUUUCUGCAUCCUACGGGAAAUCUUCUGCACCAGAAGGAGAAAAGCUCAACCACAUGAUUGACGCAAUCGGAGCUGUUGGAUCAUUCCACGUUAGCAAUGGACAAGUCGUAUUCUCUGCUCAAUACUACCCAGCUCGUCCAUACAAAAUCUGGGAGUUCUACGACCGCAACAUGACAAAAGCCAGCGUACCAUGGGCUGGGUGGUCCGACUAUAAUCUGACUGCUAUGUCCCGAUGGGAGCAAGUGCCAGCUAAUCCAGACUCGGCGAGAUUCCAUCCAAAUCUUGAUUUCUGGAAGGUCGGAAAUAGAAUCAUUGCUGGAACCGAGGCGCCAUAUUGGGUUGGAUAUGAGUUUGAUGUCCGCACACUUCAAAAAUUCAAGCUGUUCCCAUUCAAAGAGGAAAAUGAUAUUUUCUCAACACCAAGACACACAAUGAUUCCGAUUUCAAUGGCUAUUCAUGAGCGUAAUGAUGCUGAUGGCACCAUUUGGGGAUCUUUCUCUGCAAUGAACUUCGAGGAACAACGAUUCUUCCAAGGAAUCUUCACUGUCGACACCAACGGAGUUCGUCGUGUCGUGGGACUUUACGAUUAUGGAGUUUGGGAUACCAAUGCAUGUGGAAGCAAUGACGAAUACAUUGGAGAUAAGACACUACUUCCUGGAUAUAUUCAUUCAAUUACUUCAACUGAGAACUUUAUCAUUCUCCCAAUCACUUCUCUUUUGAUUAACCCGUGUAAAUUCAAAGAACCACCACUCAACAAUGUUAGAUCUGCCAUCCAGAAGGGAGGACUUUGGGGAAUGGACUUUUAUGAUAUGGUUCCAAUGAGAUUCCUCAUCUUUAACAAGAAGACUCUGGAAUUUACCACCUCCAAACCAUUGGAAGUGUUCCCAUCCAUGUUUGUCACUCAUCAAUUGAACGCGUUUGAAGCUGAUGAUGGAAACUUGGUUGCCGAUAUGGUUGUUUAUGAUUCCCAUGAUCCAUACGUCAAGUACUUCUACACUGAUUUCCUCACCAAGCAACUCUACCCUAGCACCGCUCGUGUUCUUAGAUUCACUUUGGAUAGCAAGAAACAACGUGUCAUGUACAACUACUUGGUGCCACAGGAGACAAUCGCCGCCGAUUUUCCACAAUUCAAUCAUGGAUAUGAACAGAAAGCCUAUCAAUGGGGAUAUUUGGUUCAGCAUCCAUUUGCUUCUGGAAACAGCAUUCUCAAAAUCAAUGUUGACGAGCCAGCUGGUAACCGUAACUUGGAAUUCCGUGCCGAGCCUACUCUGGUGCUCCAUGAACCGUGGUUCGUUCAGAAGCCAGAUACCAAAAAAGAAGACGAAGGAGUUCUUCUUGUUCGUGGUUUGGAUACUGCUGAGAACAAAGGAGUUCUUAUUGUGAUCGAUGCUGAGAAGAUGGUUGAGCUUGGUAGAGCCUAUGUUCCAAUUUCUAUUCCAUUCGGAUUCCAUAACAGUUGUCACAAACUAUUUUAUUUCAGAUUCUUCUCCAAGAAGGAUCUCGGUCUUCCAGAAGGAUUCCAGGUUGGUCAAAGCCAAUACAGACCAAUUGAGAAAAAGCAGGGAUUUGCUACUCUUCCAUUGAGAAAAGUGACAACUAUCCCACCAACUUCUGCUCCAACCACUACAACAAGUAGUACAACUACCACUGAGGCUCCAACGACAACCACAACCACCACAACUCCGAAACCAACAACAACCACUUCUACAACGACUACCACAACUACACCAAAACCAACCACCAUCACGUCAACGACUACAACGACAACCACGACUUCUACAACCACCACCACAGGUCCAACCACUACAACAUCCGAAAAACCAGUUACCAUGACUACCCAAACCUGGACCGCACCACCAACCACUACUGUUAAGAGAACUACUCCUCAAACAGUAGCCACCACAACUCCAAAGAUUCCACGUUGGUGGCCAUUAGCUGGGUCUGGAAGCACUGAACAACCAUGGUGGCAGAAAGUUCAAACCGGUGUAAACACGCUCCCACCUCUUUUUCCAGUUUCCAAGAGGGUUGAGGAGAAGGUAGAGAAAGUUUCGGCAAAACCCAACGAGAGCGACAACAAAAUUCCCGAGCAGAAACCAGUGGUUGCCACCGGAUCCAUGGACGAAAUUUACGAGCAGACACUUGGUGCGCUGUGCUCGUGGCUCCCCAAAGUUUUCACUUCGAUUUCGAACGAGUUGUGUUGGAAGCAGGGAAAAACGGCAGCCAAGUGGAUGGCUCCGCUGGCCCAAACCUAUGCCGAACGAUUCCGAAUGGGCCGUGCCAACCGAAAAGUCUCACCAAACGACACACCAAAUCUUCAGCCAUCUUUGAAACAAAUGGCAUUCGAUGAGCAGCAACAGCAGCAAGCCGAGCCUAUCCGAUUCGGUUAA
This is a messenger RNA of Caenorhabditis briggsae, 2559 nucleotides long. The record is from RefSeq and is a predicted model, not a curated record. Gene Ontology annotation, biological process: carotene catabolic process; retinal metabolic process. The coding region runs from base 1 to 2559 and encodes 852 amino acids. NCBI's taxonomy places the organism in Eukaryota, Metazoa, Nematoda, Chromadorea, Rhabditida, Rhabditidae. Gene Ontology annotation, molecular function: carotenoid dioxygenase activity; beta-carotene 15,15'-dioxygenase activity. The transcript is spliced from 12 exons.